This is a messenger RNA of Impatiens glandulifera, 1264 nucleotides long. Its product is annotated as diacylglycerol O-acyltransferase 2D-like. NCBI's taxonomy places the organism in Eukaryota, Viridiplantae, Streptophyta, Magnoliopsida, Ericales, Balsaminaceae. Gene Ontology annotation, molecular function: diacylglycerol O-acyltransferase activity. Gene Ontology annotation, biological process: triglyceride biosynthetic process. The transcript has 9 exons. Gene Ontology annotation, cellular component: endoplasmic reticulum membrane. The record is from RefSeq and is a predicted model, not a curated record. The coding region runs from base 248 to 1252 and encodes 334 amino acids.
UCCGGUCGGUGGCCUCGAAAGGAAGGCCAAGGAUGGUGUAACAGAGCUACUACAAACGUGUCGUCGAGUUUUUCGAUGAAUCGAGUAAGCUGAUAAUCUAGUAUAUAUUAACAUUUCAUUAUAAUUAGAGACCACCCACCUUCUCUGUCGGUCCGUCCGUGGCUGUAAUAUAUUGCAUGUGGAGCUGGAUAUCAUCCAUUGAGUUGAGUUGAGUUGGAUCGUGAUUUGGGCUAGCUUUUAAUUGCUCAUGGGUUCGAAAGAGGUUGAGGGAGGAAUACUGAAGCCGGUUCAUUCGCCGGAGACUGCUGCGACAACGGCAAGUGAGUUCAAAGGGAAAGAAGGGCCGAUUUUCCAUUCCAUAUUGGCGAUUAUUCUAUGGCUUGGUGCCUUUCAGUUCAACAUCCUAGUCACUUCGGCCUCUUUCUUCUUCCUUUCACUCCCUGGGUUCUUCGCGGUAAUGGGGUUGUUUAUUGUAUUCACGGUGAUUCCCAUAGAUGAAAUGAGCAAAUGGGGCAGGAAAUUGGCAAGCUAUAUAUGUAAGCAUGGAUGUGGGUAUUUUCCGAUCACUCUGCAUGUAGAGGAUAUGAAAGCCUUUGAUCCAAAUAAAGCAUAUGUUUUUGGGUAUGAGCCACAUUCAGUUUUUCCCCUUGGUAGUGUUGUAUUGUCGGACCUGGUAGGUUUUAUGCGAUUUCCCAGAAUCAAGGUCCUUUCAAGUAGCGCUGUGUUCUAUAUACCUUUGUUGAGACACAUAUGGACAUGGAUGGGACUUACACCUGCAACCCGGAAAAACUUUGUCUCACUCUUGUCAUCUGGUUGCAGCUGCUUAAUAAUCCCUGGAGGAGUGCAAGAGAUCAUCCAUAUGGAGCAUGGUUCUGAGAUUGCGUUUGUGAAAUCAAGACGAGGAUUUGUACGUGUAGCUAUGGAGGUAGGAUGUCCAUUAGUUCCUGUUUACUGCUUUGGCCAGUCAAACGCUUACAAAUGGUGGAAGCCUGGGGGAAAACUGUAUGCUAAAAUUGCAAGAACUCUUAAAUUCACCCCCAUCAUGUACUGGGGUGUUUGGGGGUCACCUGUUCCUUUUCGUCAACCAAUGCAUGUGGUUGUUGGGAAACCAAUUCUUAUCAAGAAGAAUCCGCAACCCUCCAUGGAAGAGGUGAAUGAAGUACUUGACCAAUACAUAGAAGAACUUACUAAACUGUUUGAGACCCAUAAAGUCAGGCUUGGCUAUGGAGAUCUUCACUUGAGAAUUCUCUGACUAAGUAAGUAG